GGAACAAAAGAGCUGCUCGGACUGCACUGACUGUGUGUUGAAGGUUGUCAAGAAGAGUGGAUUUAUUUUUCCCCGAGAAAUGAAAAUUACAGUCAGAGAAGAAAUCCGUGACUGAAAUUAAAAAUCCGAAACAAAGAAAUAGGGAUUUGGGGGAUGGAUGAACCCAACAGCCGCUCUGCUGCUGUAUCUUCCAAGGAGAAACUUAAUCUCCCUCCGUGUAAGUUUUUGGUCUCAGUCGUGCUGUCAGAUUCCUUCACGUCCCAACACGCUGGCAAACUGUCAGUCGUUCAUGUCGCUCUGUCUGGUUUCAUUCAUCUGCUGUGUGUCCACUGAAGCCUGACCACAUGAGUGGAGGCGGCGCCCUGCAGCAACGCACCACCUACCUCAUCUCCCUCACCCUGGUCAAGGUAGAGGCUGUGGAGGAGAAUGGAGGGGAGGCCAAGAACAGCACCCAGGGGAAGGAGGUGGAGGCCCGGCCUGGAGGAGAGGCCGGGGCGAAGGUGGAAGGUGAAGCUCCCGCACAGGCUGAGAACGGAGCCGGACCACCACAAAGAGCUGAGGAUGCUGACAUCGUGAAAGGGGGGAUAUCCGGCGAUGAACUCAAAGAUGGAGAGAAAAAACCCGUCAGUCCUCUGAAAGAUAAACUUCCCUCCACGGCUGAUGUGCAGAGCAAAGGGAGCGAAAAGCCGCCGUGCAACCUCUCGAUCCCCUUACCGGCUGAGAGAGUUCAGAAGACAAAGUCUGCAGAGAUCGACUUCACACGAGUCGAGAAGACGCCUUCGACCCCAGAGGCACAGCAAUGCAGGUCACCAUCGCUGACCACGACACCUCCGACAGAGGUGGUGGAGCCAAGCCGAACCCCGACCAGGACCAGCCUCCCUAUCCGUCCUGUGGGUCAGCGUCCGGUGAGUCUCCUCAAGUCUCACAGCAGCGUGGCCACCCGCGGGCGUGAAUCCCGGGACGGCAGAGAGCGCAGCCCUACCUCAGCACAGAGCCUGGACCGGAAGGACUGCCGUAUGCCAACUCGCUCUCCAGGCCCCUGCAGGGCCUCGUGGGCCGAGGCCAGCAGGCCGGACGGAUGGAGGGACAUGCGGGAUGAAACUCAAGCUGGACUACCUCUGGAGAUUGGAGGUGGCGUGGCUGCAGUGAUGAGAGACAUCCCCAGGAAGGAGAGGCUGAAGACGGGCUCGGCCUCCCUGCCUGGGCCCGUUACCCAAGCCAACAAGCCGGCACGCAAAGGGAAAAGCCGCACGCUGGAUAACAGCGACCUGAACAGCCUCUCAGAGGACCUGGGGCUCGCCAGGGAGGCCCAGCAGGCGCAGCAGGGCCAACGAGGCUCCGCUAAAGACAGGAAGAUGCUAAAGUUCAUCAGUGGCAUUUUCACAAAGAGCAGCUCGGGGGCGGCGGGGUCGUCCUCCACAGCACCUCCUGUCUAUAUACAGAGGGACUCCAGUGAGGAGGAAGUAAAUAUCGCCAACAGCCAGGAGUGGACCCUGAGCAGAUCCAUCCCAGAGCUCAGACUGGGCAUUCUGGGAAGUCUAAAAAGUGGCAAGUCAGCACUGGUGAAUAAAUACAUCACAGGCAGUUAUGUUGCACUGGAGAAGCCUGAUGGUGGCAGGUAUAAAAAGGAGGUGCUGGUGGACGGACAGAGCCAUUUAUUACUGAUCCGGGAGGAAGCUGGACCACCCGAUGCACAGUUCAGCAGCUGGGUCGACGCGGUGAUCCUGGUCUUCAGUCUGGAGAACGAGAGCAGCUUCCAGGAGCUCUACCAGCUCUACAGCCAGCUGAGCGCACACCGCACGGACAUCCCAGUCAUAGUGGUCGGCACCCAAGAUAAAAUCAGUAGCACCAACCCUCGUGUGAUUGAGGAUCAGAGAGCCAGACAGCUGUGUAUCGACGUGCGUCACUCGCUGUUUUACGAGACCUGUGCGACCUACGGGUUCAACGUGGAUCGAGUCUUUUCAGAGGCCGCGCAGAAGAUCGUAGCUCAGAAGAAGCAGGCGGCGCUGCAGGCCUGCAAAUCUCUUCCCAACUCUCCCAGUCACUCGGGAGGCUCCACACCAGGAUCAGCAUCGUACCCCGGACAGGCCAGUAAUGGCUCGAGUUGUGGCUACGCCUACUCCCUCCCCUCCACCCCUGUGAUCGGUCACAGAGACCUGCGGGUCGCACAGGGAGAGGGGGGAGGCAGCGUCACCUCGCGUCAGCUGAAGACCAUCCCCAGACGGCCCUCCCUCUUCAAGAAUCGGGACACGGAUAAGAAAUCGGGCGAUGCAAAAGGGGAUCUGAGCGGCGUGCGAGGCGUUCCCAUCAAACAGAGCAUCCUGUGGAAGAGAAGCGGCAGCUCUCUGAAUAAAGAGUGGAAGAAGAAAUACGUCACCCUGUCCAACAAUGGCACGCUGUCGUACCACUCCAGCUCCAGUGAUUACACACAGAACAUCCACGGAAAAGAGAUCGACCUGCUGCGUGUGACAGUAAAAGUUCCUGGGAAACGUCCUCCGAGAGCUGUCGCUCCUGCGGGGCCCUCACCUGUCCCCCCUGGCUCUGUACCUGGAGUCAACGGGCUGAGCAAGGAGCCGACAACCGCCGAAAAUACCAGUACAGUUCCUCAGUUAUGUCCAGCCACUCUGUCUGUGGUCGAUGACCGCUCUGGUGGUCUGUCGCCUCAAGGAGGAGACAGAGGACUUCAACGCUGCCCUUCUUCACUGUCUACCAAAGCACAAAGUGUUGACGCCCUUGAAGGCGCAGCUAGCCCCUUCGCUGGGAAAGACCCCGGCCAAUCAUCUCCCAUGAGCGACAGGAAGAAGAACAGGAGGAAGAAGAGUAUGAAUCAGAAAGGAGAUGCAGCUGUCGGGCAGGCAGAAGAGGAGGAGAAUGCAGACUUUAUCAUUGUGUCGUUCACCGGGCAGACGUGGCACUUUGAGGCUCAGAGUCUGGAGGACCGGGACUCGUGGGUGACGGCCAUAGAGAGCCAGAUCCUGGCCAGCCUGCAGUCCUGUGAGAGUGGCAGAAACAAGGCGCGGAGGAGCAGCCAGAGUGAGGCUGUAGCGCUGCAGGCCAUCCGAAACGCCAAGGGCAACAGUCAGUGUGUCGACUGUGAAGCAGCAAAUCCCACCUGGGCCAGUCUCAACCUGGGCGCGCUGAUCUGCAUCGAGUGCUCGGGGAUCCAUCGAAACCUGGGGACUCACCUGUCUCGCGUCCGCUCGCUGGACCUGGACGAUUGGCCCGGAGAGCUCACGCAGGUCCUGGCUGCCAUCGGGAACCACAUGGCCAACAGCAUCUGGGAGAGCUGCACCCAGGGCCGAACCAAACCCACACCUAAUGCCACACGUGAGGAGCGAGAGUCGUGGAUUCGUGCUAAGUACGAACAGCGGGCCUUCGUGCCUCCUCUUCAGCCGGCCGGGCCCCAGCUUCCAGGUGACGGUAUGCCGGCGUGGCUGCUGUCUGCGGUGACGGACCGAGAUCUGCCCAGACUGCUGCUCCUCCUGGCCCACAGCACCAAGGACCAGAUCAACGCUACGCCGGCCGGGUCCAGUUCGCCGGCUCGCUCGGCCCUGCACGCCGCCUGUCAGCUGGGAGACGUAGUCAUGACCCAGCUGCUCAUCUGGUACGGCAUCGAUGUGAAAGCGAAGGAUAACCAAGGCCAGACAGCCAUGAGGAUGGCCCGAAAAACAGGAAGCAAAGGGUGCAUUGAUAUUUUGCUCCAACACGGCUGUCCCAACGAGACAUCCCCCACCACUGCCACGCCCGUCCUCUCCCGCCGGUCCAGCACUGCCAGCCUGGGCCGAACCAGCUCCAGGAAACGGGUGUCGUAGCGCAAACUGAAGGUUUUGGAAACGACUGGAGGAUGCUUCAUGUCUAGAAACCUUUUGGAUACUUUGGAGAAGGGCGUGCUGUAAGAACAGGACUAUCUCGUAGGAUUUCAAAAACAAUAGCUCCCGAAGACUGAACAACAUAUCAAACAACUUUAAAGCAAUAUUCAUUCGAUUUGUUGAUGACAGAUAUGUUGCUGAAAUACUGUGUUGAUGUUGACCUCAUUUCCAAAUGACUCAAGUAGAAACUUUGUAGCCGUCUUCUGUAAUUUUAGAGCAGACAAACUGCUUCUCGUUUCACUUCCUCCAGAAGAAGUGCAAUAAUCCAACUAUGAUGGUCAAAAGCAACAA
This is a messenger RNA of Plectropomus leopardus (leopard coralgrouper), 4160 nucleotides long. RefSeq names its product ArfGAP with GTPase domain, ankyrin repeat and PH domain 2 (gene agap2). Gene Ontology annotation, cellular component: nucleus. Gene Ontology annotation, molecular function: GTP binding; protein binding; GTPase activity. Gene Ontology annotation, biological process: negative regulation of neuron apoptotic process; activation of GTPase activity. NCBI's taxonomy places the organism in Eukaryota, Metazoa, Chordata, Actinopteri, Perciformes, Serranidae. The record is from RefSeq and is a predicted model, not a curated record.